Cynoglossus semilaevis (tongue sole) is the source of this 4385-nucleotide messenger RNA. It is a transcript of the gene sorcs1, whose product is annotated as sortilin-related VPS10 domain containing receptor 1. Gene Ontology annotation, molecular function: protein binding. NCBI's taxonomy places the organism in Eukaryota, Metazoa, Chordata, Actinopteri, Pleuronectiformes, Cynoglossidae. Gene Ontology annotation, cellular component: Golgi apparatus; membrane. The coding region runs from base 129 to 3731 and encodes 1200 amino acids. Gene Ontology annotation, biological process: post-Golgi vesicle-mediated transport. The record is from RefSeq and is a predicted model, not a curated record. The transcript is spliced from 30 exons.
ACCACCGGGAGCAGGGACAAGGAGAAAAGGAGAAAAGGAAAGGAAUAGGAGGCUUCCGAGAGGACUUUUGCUCUUCUUUCCUCAGCAUCCUUCUCUCCUCAGCAUCCUUCUCUCCUCUGCCUCCAGUCAUGGAGACGCGGCAGUUCUUUUGGCUCCGUGCGCUUCUCCUUUGGCUCCUCGUCAUGUUCUGCUCCAUCUACGCCACCAGAGCGGACAUAACCUGCAGGACGUGCCAGCCUGGAAAUAAGUGGCGCGCACGGGAAUUGUUGUUGAAAUUUGACACGAGCGGAUCCUCAACAGGGUCGCGGGGAGAGGAAGUUUUCGGACGCGGGGGUGAGUCAGGGAGAGCCGCGGCCGGAGGUGCUCAGAGCCAGUCGCGCUGCUCUGGCGCAGGCGGCCCGGCGGAAUGCGCUCCGGAGCCGCGCGUAAAAGGCGACACCGCGGAGAAAGAGUUCACCAAAGGGAAACUUUCUUCGGUCAUCUCCAACAAACACAGAACCAGAAGAGACAGCACCGCCCGUAAGGUCGGCCGUGGUCCGGAGCCGAGACCGGGCGCAGGCUCGGCGGCGCCAGGGCGCAGAGUGACGCGCUCGGACGUGCGCUGGAGCGCAGAGGAGCGGAGAGCCGCGGGUGCCAGGCAGGAGGAGCUGAGGCUCAACAGCUCCACGUUCGCCCUGACCGGGGAUUCGUCCCACAACCAGGCCAUGGUCCACUGGUCGGGACAGAACAGCAGCGUGAUUCUGAUGCUGACCAAACUGUUUGACUUCAACCUCAACAGCGUGACUGAGAGUUCAUUAUGGAGGUCGACCGAUUACGGAGCCACGUACCAGAAGCUGAAUGACAAAGUGGGAGCCAAGACAAUCCUCAGUUACUUGUAUGUGAGCCCAAACAACAAGAGAAAGAUCAUGUUGCUGACCGAUCCGGAGGUGGAGAGCAGCCUGCUGAUCAGCUCCGACGAAGGCGCCACCUACCAGAAGUACCGUCUGAACUUCUACAUCCUCAGCUUGCUCUUCCACCCGGAGCAGGAGGACUGGAUCCUGGCCUACAGCCACGACCAAAAGCUCUACAGCUCAGUGGAGUUUGGGCGGAGAUGGCAGCUGGUGCACGAGAGAGUGGCUCCAAACCGUUUCUACUGGUCCAAGAUGGGUUUGGACAAAGAGCCGGGCCUGAUACACCUUGAGACCAGCAUCUCUGAAGGACAGGCGCUUUACGUCACCUGCAAGCUGCAGAACUGCACCGACGCUAACAAAGGCAAACCAUUCCCAGGCUACAUCGACCCCAAUUCUCUGGUGGUGCAAGAUGAGUACGUUUUCGUCCAGGUGUCAACUGGAGGAAAACCAAUCUACUAUGUGUCGGCUAAAAGAGACGUCUUCACUCCCAUGAAGCUGCCCAAGUACACGAUGCCCAAGGACCUGCAUGUGAUCAGCACAGAUGAGAACCGCGUGGUGGCAGCCGUCCAGGAGUGGAACCAGAACGAAACCUACAACCUGUACGUGUCAGACACAUCGGGAGUCUUCUACACCCUGGCCCUGGAGAAUGUGGUCAGCAGUAUGGGCCCUGAAGGCAACGUCAUGGUAGACCUGUAUGAGGUCGCUGGGAUUAAAGGAAUGUUCCUCGCCAACAAAAAGACAGACAACCAAGUGAAGACCUACAUCACCUACAACCGAGGCAGGGACUGGAGGCUGCUGCAGGCCCCCAGCAGAGACCUGAGGGGCAGCAGCAUCCACUGUGUGCUGCCGUACUGCUCUUUACAUCUUCAUCUCCACGUGUCUGCAAAUCCCUACACAUCUGGAAACAUCGCCAGCAGGGACUCGGCACCGGGGAUUAUUGUGGCGUCAGGCUCAUUUGGCUCAGAGUUGACAGCCGGCAAUGUCAGCGUGUACAUCACAUCAGACGCAGGGAACACAUGGCGACAGAUCUUUGAUGAGGAGUACGCCGUGCUCUACCUCAACAAGGGAGGUGCCUUAGUGGCAAUAAGACACACUCCGCUUCCCAUUCGACACCUGUGGUUGAGCCUUGAUGAAGGACGACAGUGGAACAAGUACAGCUUCACAAACACGCCCCUGUUUGUCGACGGCGUGCUCGGCGAACCGGGCGACGAGACUCUCAUUAUGACGAUAUUUGGCCACGUCAGUCAUCGCUCAGAGUGGCAGCUGGUGAAAAUCGACUUCAGGUCCAUCUUCAACAGGAGGUGCACAGAUGCAGAUUAUCAGACCUGGCACCUGCACGACCAGGGUGAACCCUGCCUCAUGGGAUUGAAGAGAAUCUACCGGAAACUCAAGUCGCUCUCCAGGUGCGUCAUGGGAAGCAUGUACGCUGCGUCAAUGACUUCAGGGCCCUGUGAGUGCAGUGAGGCUGACUUUGAAUGCGAUUAUGGCUUCGAGAGACGGACCGACGGCAAGUGCACCCCCGCCUUCUGGUUCCAUCCGUCAUCCAUGUCCAGGAGUUGCACCACAGGAAUGACUUUCCUCAACCGCACUGGCUACAGGAAAGUUGUGUCCAAUAACUGCACAGCAGGGGUCAGUGUGGAGUACACAGCCAGGAGGCAGAAGUGUCCCAUCCAAGCACCCCGUGGUCUCUACCUGGUCACCAGUGAGGGCGCUCUGACCGCCACGUUAGGCAGCAAUGUCACCUUCCUAGUUUUCCUGGAGGAGGGAGACAGCGCCAGGACGAGCAUCACGCUGGACUUUGGGGACGGUCACGCUCUGACCUACUCUAAUGUGAGCUCCAUUGAGGACGGAAUCAAACACAUCUACAAAACUGUGGGGAUCUACAGAGUGACCGCCACUGGGGAGAACAGUCUGGGCUCGGAGACGGCCACGCUCUACCUGCACGUAACAUGUCAGCUGGAGCACAUCCAUCUCUCCGCCCCCUUUGUGGCCGUGAGGAACAAGGAGGUGAACCUGACUGCUGUUCUGUGGCCCAGCCAAGUGGGAACAGUCACCUACAUCUGGUGGAUCGGAAAUAACACAGAGCAGCCACUAAUCACCCUGGAGGGGAGUGUAGCGUGCACGUUCUCCCGGGAAGGCAUCAGUAGUGUCACGGUGCAAGUGUCCGCGGGGAAAACGAUUCUGCAGGACAGAAAAACCAUCGCUGUCCACGAAUAUUUCAAAUCUCAUCUGCUGGCCUUUUCAUCAAACCUGGACGACCACAACCCUGAUGUGGCGGAGUGGAGGCUGGACGUGAGCCGAGUCAUCAAGAGCUCUCUGAUCCAGGCCACAGGGGUCAGAGAAGACCAGCUCCUGGUCACUGUUCUCCCAGGUCUGCCAACCACGGCAGAGUUUUUCCUCCUGCCUGACAAACGGUUAAAGGAUGGGAAUCUAGAGCAGCUGUCGGAGGUUCUGCUCGGUGCCUUGAAUCAAAACCUGGUCCAGUUCACGUUGAGACCAGAGGUCCAAGUGACGGUGUACGCAGCCCACCUGUCAGCAGCGCCCCUAGUGGACACCAGCGAGAACCACAGCGGCUCGGCCAUGCUCAUGCUCCUGUCGGUGGUGGUCGUGGGUUUGGCUGUGUUUGUCAUCUACAAAUUCAAGAGGAAGAUCCCAGGCCUCAACGUCUAUGCGCAAAUGCAGAAUGAAAAAGAACAAGAAAUGAUGAGUCCAGCUGAUCCAACGGAGGCCACGCCCAGCUCUCAGCAGGACCUGGUUCACUCUUUGGAGAUUCUGGACACAGAGUUGAACUCACGGCCCAUUGAGAUAAUGUGGUCGAGUCAGACUCACAACGGCAGAUAAACAGAGAGAGGAGGAUUGGAAAGAUGUAUGAAACCUCAUGUACAUGUGAAAUUCUCCACUGAACUCCCAACAUAUGUUGUCUGACCUUUGGACUGGACCCGGAUUCCAGCGUCGUCAUGGAACAAUUUUUUUUUGUUUCUUUUCCUUUUGUAACCCUUGGGGACACAAAGGUUUGGAGCUUUAUAAGAACCUGUGCAUGAUGGACCCUGAGGACACGAGCUGUUCAAACCAGAAGGAACUGUGUACAGAAACCCAUACUGCUGCAGGGACACGAACGGUCCAUCACUUAGAUCAAGUACAACAGAGGACACCUGUUUACCGUCGCUAAAGAUCCAGUGGCCAACGUGUGGUAGAACUCGGUAACUACAACGGACACACGGAGCUGUGCCAUGUCCUCACCGGGGAUUUUAUAAGUUGAUAUCACUAAUAAUUAGCGAUAUGAAGGCCCUAGCACUUUCUGACUAGUGUCAGAAAAUAUAACAAAAGUGAAGGUGAACUCAAACAAUAAACACUAUAAACAAGGGAAGACUGGUAUACUGCAACACUGUUAUGACAUUAAAGGUUAUGUUAUUAUGCAACAGCAGUGUUGUGAAACCAGUAAAAGCAUAAUAAUUGUAAUAUUGUGAUUAAUUGUCUGGCAGUUAUUGUACCAAG